UGACGGCUAAUUGUCACUCUGCAGCCGUCGUCAACACACGGGAUGAAUCGGACUAAUUGGGCGUGCUGACACAGAUAGUCCUGUCACCGACCGGUUAAAGGUGAUGAAAAUACAGAAGUAACGGCUCUGCUUCACACGGUUGCUGCCAGUGUGAUGGCUGCAGUCUGAGGAGGUCGACCUGUGGACUUUAACGACACACAAUCACACAGGAGGAGGAAGACGAGGAAGAGGAGAAGAAGAAGAAGACGAAGGAGAAGAAGCCGGCUGGAACCAUGGCGAAGUAUCACUGGCAGAGUCAGAAUGUCAAACAAAGCGGCGUGGACGACAUGGUCCUGCUGUCCAAGAUCACAGAGGACGCCAUCGUGGAGAACCUCAAGAAACGAUACAUGGACGACUACAUCUUUACGUACAUCGGUCCUGUGCUCAUUUCGGUGAACCCUUUCAAACAGAUGCCCUACUUCACCGACAGAGAGAUCGAGCUGUACCAGGGAGCGGCCCAGUACGAGAACCCCCCCCACAUCUACGCCCUGACUGAUAACAUGUACAGAAACAUGAUGAUCGACGGGGAGAACCAGUGCGUCAUCAUCAGUGGUGAAAGUGGAGCUGGAAAAACGGUUGCUGCCAAAUACAUCAUGGGCUACAUUUCCAAAGUGUCUGGAGGAGGAUCCAAAGUUCAGCAUGUGAAGGACAUCAUCCUCCAGUCCAACCCUCUGCUGGAGGCCUUCGGAAACGCCAAGACCGUCCGCAACAACAACUCCAGUCGAUUUGGUAAAUACUUUGAGAUUCAGUUCAGCAGAGGAGGAGAACCAGACGGCGGCAAAAUCUCAAACUUUCUGCUGGAGAAAUCGAGGGUGGUGAGCCAGAAUGAGAACGAGAGGAACUUCCACAUUUAUUAUCAGCUGAUAGAGGGCGCCAGUGCUCAGCAGAAGGAGGGCCUGGGCAUCAUGACCCCAGACUAUUAUUACUACCUCAACCAGUCUGGGACCUACAAAGUAGACGGAACCAACGACAGCAAAGACUUCCACGAGACUAUGGAGGCCAUGCAUGUGAUUGGGAUCCCAGGGGACAUCCAGGCUCAGGUGCUGCAGAUCGUCGCAGGUAUCCUCCACCUUGGAAACAUCAGCUUCAUAGAGGCUGGAAACUACGGCCAGGUGGAGAGCACGGACCUGCUGGCCUUCCCGGCCUACCUCCUGGGCAUCGACCCCAACCGUCUGCAGGACAAACUGACGAGCCGGAAGAUGGAGUCCAAAUGGGCGGGAAAGUCUGAGUCCAUCAACGUGACCCUGAACCAGGAACAGGCCACGUACACCCGCGACGCCCUGGCCAAAGCGCUCUACGCCCGCCUCUUUGACUACCUGGUGGAGGCCAUAAAUAAAGCCAUCCAGAAACCACAUGAAGAAUUCAGCAUCGGGGUUCUGGACAUUUACGGCUUUGAGAUUUUCCAGAAAAACGGAUUUGAGCAGUUCUGCAUCAACUUCGUCAACGAGAAACUGCAACAAAUCUUCAUAGAACUCACACUGAAGGCAGAGCAGGAAGAGUAUGUUCAGGAGGGCAUCAAAUGGACUCCUAUUGAAUAUUUCAACAACAAAAUUGUGUGUGACCUCAUUGAAAAUAAAUUGAAUCCUCCUGGUAUCAUGAGCGUCCUGGAUGAUGUCUGUGCCACCAUGCACGCCAAAGGAGAAGGUGCAGAUGGAACUCUGCUGCAGAAGCUGCAGGCGGCGGUGGGAACGCACGAGCACUUCAACAGCUGGAACUCAGGCUUCGUCAUUCACCACUACGCUGGGAAGGUGUCGUAUGACAUUAACGGCUUCUGUGAAAGAAACCGCGACGUGCUUUUCACCGACCUCAUCGAACUCAUGCAAAGCAGCGAAUUUGACUUCAUCCGCAGCCUGUUCCCUGAAAACCUCAACACUGAUAAGAAGGGCAGGCCCACCACAGCCAGCUCCAAGAUCAAGAAACAAGCUAAUGACCUGGUGAACACACUGAUGAAGUGCACUCCUCACUACAUCCGCUGUAUCAAACCCAACGAGACGAAGCGUCCCAAAGACUGGGAGGAGAGCAGAGUGAAGCAUCAGGUCGAAUACCUGGGACUGAGAGAAAACAUACGCGUACGAAGAGCUGGAUUCGCCUAUCGAAGAGUCUUCAACAAGUUUCUGAUGAGGUAUGCCAUUCUAACGGCUGAGACGUGGCCCUACUGGAGGGGUCCAGAGCAGCAGGGGGUCCUCCACCUCCUCCGAUCCGUCAACAUGGACAACGACCAGUACCAGAUGGGACGCUCGAAGGUCUUCGUUAAGAACCCGGAAUCUCUUUUCCUUCUGGAGGAAAUGAGGGAGAGGAAGUUUGACACCUUUGCUAGAAUCAUCCAGAAGGCCUGGAGGAGGUUCAUCGCCAGGAAGAAGUACGAACAGAUGAGAGAGGAGGCCUCAGACAUCCUGUACAACUCCAAGGAACGGAGGAGGAACAGCAUCAACAGGAACUUUGUGGGUGACUACCUGGGUUUGGAAGAGAAACCUGAGCUCAGACAGUUUCUGGCCAAGAGAGAACGAGUCGACUUCGCUGAUUCUGUCACCAAGUUUGAUCGCAGGUUUAAGUCUAUCAAGAGAGAUUUAAUCUUGACCCCCAAAGGCAUCUAUUUGAUUGGACGAGAGAAAGUGAAAAAAGGACCAGAGAAAGGACAAAUAAAGGAGGUCCUCAAGCGUAAACUGGAGUUUGGCAGCAUCAGCAGUGUGUCGCUCAGUACAAGACAGGACGAUUUCUUCAUCCUGCACGAGACCCAGUACGACAGUCUGCUGGAGUCCAACUUCAAGACGGAGUUCCUCAGCCUUCUGUCCAAACGUUAUGAGGACGCCACCAAGAGAAAACUGACAAUCUCCUUCACUGACAGGCUGGAGUUCAGAGUGAAGAAGGAAGGCUGGGGAGGAGGAGGCAGCAGGGUCGUGGUCUUCCAAAGGGGUCAAGGGGAUCAGGCUCAGCUGAAACCUGGUGGGAAGACCCUCACCAUCACGAUAGGAGACGGUCUCCCCAAGUCAUCGAAACCAACGAGGAAGAGUGCUCCUCAGUCUCAUGGCAGAGGACGAACCCACGUACCACACCAAGCUCACCAGAACGGAGCAGCUAAGUUCUCCCGAGCCCCUCACAACCAAGCCUCAGACAUCACCUACACCACCCCCCACAGGCAGGGCCAGCGCCCCAAUGCUGCCCUCCCUAAACUGGGACCCCACGUAGGCCAGAGAGCCCCCAGACCCCUGUCCCAAAACCAGUUCAACCAAGGGAACCUGGACUUCCUGAACGUGCCGGACCAGGGCAUGUCAGGAAAGCAGAGGAAGAAGAGCAUCAGUCAGCGUCCUCCACCAGCUCCUAAACCUCAUUCCCGUCCUCAGGGGCCUCAGUGCCGGGCGUUGUACCAGUACAUCGGCCAAGACACUGACGAGAUCAGCUUCGAGGUCAACGACGUCUUCGACCUCGUCAAACAAGAUCCGUCCGGCUGGUGGACAGGAAGGAUCCGAGGACGGGAAGGACUUUUCCCCGGUAAUUAUGUGGAAAAGAUUUGAUCCUUUGGGAAACGUGACGUCAUGUGUUGAAAGUAGCACAAACUGUUGGCUCUCCAACUGCCUGUGGAUCCUUCAUGUCCGUCCACAAUAGGAACAGGGUGGGUUACUAACAUUUGAGCCAUAUAUAACUUGUUUUGACAGUGAGACGUACAAGGCGAGCGCGGCGCUGUCGUGGCCGUGAUGGUUAAAAACACAGACGCACAGAGCUGCUCAGGUUUCAUCUCUGUUGUUGUCUCACAAUGUCCUGCUCUGAAUGACCUAGCAACAAGAUCUUUGACUCCUGCAACAGCUUUUUUUUUGAGCCAUUACUUUAGGCCAAAGCUAAAGUUACAGCUCUAACCAAAGAGACCCUGUGAAAUACUGCCUUGCUUUCUGGUGUAAAGUGUUUACAUUUCCCUGACGCUUGUCUCCAGAGCAACGUUUAGCGUCGCUCUGAUUCUCGAUGAAGACGACAACAAAUAAAAUCGAGUACAAAAAGACAAGUGACUGUUACAUUUGCUUCGAAGCUUCAGAUGAAUCAAAGCUGUUCAUAGAGACAAACUUCUAAUGUCACUUUACUCGUGGAUUAUCAUUUAUGUUCUAAUUCAUCUCAAUAAAUAACAAUGAUAUUGUCAUAGUGUUACCUCACAGGUUUUUACACUGGUCUAAGUGGCUUCAGUAAAGUUAUAUGAGAUUAAAAAAAAAUAGCACUGAAUAAUGUUCAUCAAGUGUUCGUUUCUGCUGAAUUUGCAUUUUAUUUUUUUAUGUGUGGUUGAUGUUGUAAAGUGAUGUGAUUCGUUCACCGUUGAUCGAGACAUAAUUUUGUACAUGAAUAACAAAGCAAUAAAUGGGGUUAAAACUCUGA
Messenger RNA from Sphaeramia orbicularis (orbiculate cardinalfish), 4395 nucleotides. RefSeq names its product myosin IF (gene myo1f). Gene Ontology annotation, molecular function: microfilament motor activity; actin filament binding; ATP binding. Lineage: Eukaryota; Metazoa; Chordata; Actinopteri; Kurtiformes; Apogonidae. Gene Ontology annotation, cellular component: actin cytoskeleton; plasma membrane; microvillus. The transcript is spliced from 29 exons. Gene Ontology annotation, biological process: actin filament organization; endocytosis. The record is from RefSeq and is a predicted model, not a curated record. The coding region runs from base 273 to 3551 and encodes 1092 amino acids.